Messenger RNA from Cylas formicarius (sweet potato weevil), 1992 nucleotides. RefSeq names its product porphobilinogen deaminase. Gene Ontology annotation, biological process: heme biosynthetic process. Bases 349 to 1800 code for a protein of 483 amino acids. Lineage: Eukaryota; Metazoa; Arthropoda; Insecta; Coleoptera; Brentidae. Gene Ontology annotation, molecular function: hydroxymethylbilane synthase activity. Gene Ontology annotation, cellular component: cytoplasm. The transcript has 7 exons. The record is from RefSeq and is a predicted model, not a curated record.
GUAUAUAUCUGUGGUCAGUGGCCUGUGGUAAUUAGUAAUCACGACUUUAUAACUUACAUUUGAAAUUUGACAACUUUGAUGUUGAUUGAAAUGGAUAAGGAUUAUGCAACCGCAUAUUGCCGAUCAGAAAAUAGAAAUCAAAAAGAAGUAAAAAACACAGGAUACCUCUGAAUUCGUGCAACGUAGAUAACGUUAUCAACCACAAUGUAUUUUAAAUAAAUUCGCCACAAGUUUAAUGAAGGUUCCACGCGACACAAACCAAUACAUAUUUAUCAGGUCAUUUAAUUUCAUUCCUUUGAAGUACUCGGGUUCCAAAUUAUAUAACCCCACAUUAUUUCCAUUACAAAUAUGGACCAGAACAGGAAUUCCAAAGUUAGAGUUGGAUCCAGGAAAAGUGAGCUUGCACUUGUUCAAACUAAGCAUGUGAUAUCUCUUUUAAAAGAAUUGAAUCCUGAGAAAGAGUUUGAAAUAGUUUCAAUGAGUACCUUAGGGGAUAAAAUUUUGGAUAUAUCGUUGCCGAAGAUAGGAGAAAAAUCUCUCUUUACAAAAGAACUAGAAACUGCCCUUGCGACUGGUGGUGUAGAUUUUGUUGUUCACUCCCUUAAAGAUUUACCCACUGUGUUACCUAGUGGAAUGGCAAUUGGAGCUGUCCUAAUAAGAGAAGAUCCUCGAGAUGCUCUUGUCUUACAAAAAGAUAUACUCCACCAUACCUUACAGACUCUACCAGCAGGUAGCAUACUUGGUACAUCUAGUUUGAGAAGAACUGCCCAGUUGGCUAGGAAGUAUCCUCAUUUGAAAGUAGAAAGUAUUAGAGGAAAUUUGAAUACUCGUUUAAAGAAGUUGGAUGAUCUAGGCAAAUACCAUGCUAUUAUUCUGGCAGCUGCAGGUCUAAUCAGAAUUGGGUGGAAAAACAGGAUAUCAAAGUUUUUAGACACAGACGACAUUAUGUAUGCAGUGGGUCAGGGUGCCUUAGCAAUCGAGUGCCGCGAAAAUGAUGAAACCAUCCUAAAACUUUUAGAACCCCUGUAUGACCUGCAAACAGCUUUACGCGUUAUCGCUGAACGCAGUUUUCUUAAAACCUUGGGUGGAGGAUGUAGCGCACCCGUGGCAGUUUCUUCCAAUCUUCAGUUAGUCAAAAAUAAACUUGUAGAAGUUACUUUGCGUGGGGCGGUUUGGUCUUUAGACGGAAAGGAAGAGAUUGUGGAAGAAGAUAGGAUUACUUUUGAAGUUCUUACGGACAUAAGGUGCUCUUCGUGUCCAUAUAAUAACGAUGGGGGCAUCGCUAUUGAAGAUAUAGAAUGUUGUGCCAAAUGUCCAAUGAAUCCCAGUUUGGAACCUGCUACAAAAAAGAAAAAGAUAGAAAUCCCUGAUGAGCUUUUGGCAAAUGAUCCCCAUGAAAAGUGUCCUAUUCCAUUACCAAUUGGUUCUGAAUUCAUGGGGCAGUGUCCAUAUUUAGAUGGCGAAUUAACUGAUAUUUCCAACCAAUAUGGACUGAAGAAUGAUUUUAUGGGUCCAAGCAAUGCUAAUGAAUGCCCUUACUUGGAACAGCAAAAAUUGCUACAGCAUUUACACACUAAGAUAGAAAAAUCCAGUGAAGCGUCAGCAGGGAUACAGGAAAAUGAAAAUCUCUUUGCUGGUUUAGUGCAGCACAAGGACAUAACCAAACAUAAUUUGGAAAAGGCCAGGAAGUUAGGUGAAAGAAUUGCGAGAAAUUUGAUGGAAAAAGGUGCAAGCGAUGUCAUGACCAAAGCUCAAGCCAUUGUGCACAGUCAACAAAAUGAAAUAAUCAAAUCAAAUUGAUUUUAUAUUUUAGGGUUUUCAGGUUUUGGAUUAUUUUGUCUCGCAUUAGGUAAUAUAAUUAUAGAACCAAUUGAAAUAUUCUUGUUCUCUCUCUUUUUUUAUAAAUAAUAGGUUUUUUAUUAUAGAAUAUAUAUGUAUAUUUGUUGAACUUGGACUGGUGUAGUAUAAAUAAAGUUAUUGUUAAACUGAUUU